This is a messenger RNA of Daldinia childiae, 1779 nucleotides long. Its product is annotated as Bifunctional lycopene cyclase/phytoene synthase. NCBI's taxonomy places the organism in Eukaryota, Fungi, Ascomycota, Sordariomycetes, Xylariales, Hypoxylaceae. The coding region runs from base 1 to 1779 and encodes 592 amino acids. Gene Ontology annotation, molecular function: geranylgeranyl diphosphate synthase activity; intramolecular lyase activity. The record is from RefSeq and is a predicted model, not a curated record. Gene Ontology annotation, biological process: biosynthetic process. The transcript is spliced from 3 exons.
AUGGCCUACGAUUACGCCCUCGUACAUCUCAAGUACACCAUACCCCCGGCUUGUCUUCUUACUUUCAUUUUGAAGCCGCUUCUUACAAAGCUUGACUUGUAUAAAACAUUUACGUUGAUACUAGUUGCUUUCUUUGCGACACUCCCCUGGGAUUCGUAUCUAAUACGUAAUGGCAUUUGGACUUACCCCCCUGAUGCGAUAGCCGGGCCGCGUCUCUUCAAGAUCCCAGCCGAGGAAUUAUUUUUCUUCGUUAUACAGACUUAUAUCACGUCGAUGCUAUACAUCUUGCUCAGCAAGUCUGUUCUCCACGCUCAAUUCCUUACGAAUAAGGAUGAUUCUUCACUCAAGUCCCGACGCAUACGAAUGACGGGCCAAAUUCUCCUAAUAGGAUGUAUCAUCGUUGGCAUCUCACUUGUCAAAAAUGGAGGCCAGGGGACAUAUCUUGGCCUCAUCUUAAUAUGGGCCUGUCCCGUUGCACUUCUUACAUGGUCAUUUUCAGGCUAUUUCUUAAUUAGACUACCUCCUACCUGUAUUGUAGUUCCAAUCGUCUUACCUACAGUGUACUUGUGGAUUGUAGAUGAGCUCGCUCUAGGACGCGGAACAUGGGCUAUUGAGUCUGGAACAAAGCUCGGCUGGUGCUUAUGGGGGAGCUUAGAGCUGGAAGAAGCCGUGUUUUUCCUCUCUACCAAUGUCUUAAUUGUGUUUGGCCUAAUCGCUUUCGAUAGGGGACUGGCGGUUCUAUACACUUUCCCGGAACUAUUCCCUGUUGUGCCGUAUAUGCCUCCUCUGAGUCUCCUCGCCAAAGCUGUCCUGCUUGAUCCUAUAAAGUAUGACAUGGCACGGGUAAAAGGUAUCAGAGAGGCUGUCCAGACACUACGGCGAAAGAGCAGGAGCUUCUACUUGGCUAGCUCGGUUUUCCCUGGACGUCUUCGCAUUGAUCUCAUUCUUUUAGUAGCAGAUGAUCUGGUAGACGAAGCCCAUGGGGAGAGCGAAGCCACACUAUGGAUUAAAAAGUUGACUAACUACCUUGACCACGUUUAUGGUUCGGAUAGUCAACCCCCAUCUUCGAUUGGUACUAUUAAUAAUUUUGUGGGGGAAAACUUCCCGGAGUCAGCAAGGUCUGCAUUGAUAUUAUUACCAACAAAGCUUCUCCCAAGAAACCCAUUUUAUGAGCUCUUAGAAGGAUUCAAAAUGGACCUCUCCUUUGGUGGGACUAAAAUUUGCCAACAAACUAGACAAUUUCCCAUCCAAGACGAAGAGGACCUCGAAGUUUAUGCACACCGUGUCGCGAGUACUGUUGGAGAAUUAUGUCUGAGGCUCGUAUUCCAUCACAGUACCGCGAAACUUCCAAGCGACAAGGAAUCUAUUCUUGUACUUUCUGCUCGGACGAUGGGACACGCAUUGCAGUACGUCAAUAUUGCCCGCGAUAUCUUGGUGGACGCUGAAAUUGGCCGGGUUUACCUGCCCUCAGAUUGGCUCAAGCAAGAGGAUUUGACAGCUCAGGAUGUUAUCAAAGACCCAACACAGCCAAAAGUAGAAAUGCUCAGACAGAAGUUACUUGAUUGGGCGUUUGAGGAGUAUGAGCGAUCACGAGAUAUCAUGAACAUGCUUCCCCACGACGUCCGCGGCCCUCUCAUUGUAGCUGUUGAGAGCUACAUGGAAAUUGGCCGGGUUUUGCGAGAAAGAACUGGCGUCCCUUCAAAAACUCGUAAGGGGCGGGCAACGGUUCCUCGAUCAAGGCGGAUGUGGGUUGCAUGGAAGAAUCUUUCUACUAUAUGA